Molecule: messenger RNA, 507 nt
Organism: Plectropomus leopardus (leopard coralgrouper)
Lineage: Eukaryota; Metazoa; Chordata; Actinopteri; Perciformes; Serranidae
Source: RefSeq, a predicted model, not a curated record
GCUGAGCACGCUGGCGGUGGAGACGCUGGCCGUCAUGUUCAGAGAGACGGAGGUGGAACCGGCCCGACUCAGCCUGCUGUCUGCCAAAAAAGGCGCUCUGGCCUCCAGGAUGCUGCUGGCUGUGAUUUGUGAUCCGGAGCUUCAGACUCGGAGACCUGCGGCCGACUGUGAGCUGCAGGCCUUACUGUCGGAGUACCUGGACGCCGCCUGCUCUCUGCUCUCUGAGAUGCUGCUGUUAGGACUCGAGGCCAGCAGGUCUUCCUCCGCUGACAACUUCCUGACUGUCGGUUGGAUCGUGCGAGUCCUGCAGCUUCAUCCCGACACGCCGGCCUUCGUGGGUCACCAGGUCCAGCAGGUGGUUCUGGUCCUGUCGGACCUGCAGGAGUCCUACCUGAGUCCGCCUCAGUCGGUGCUGCUGUUCCAGCGCUGUCGCCUCCUGCUGGCCUGCCUGCAGCACAGCAGCCAGCUGGCUCAGCAUCUCCGCGCAAACUUCAGAGAGGAGUUCAG